AGCACUGGCUGCAUGAAUUGCUAAAGCAACUGCUUUUUUUUGUUUGUUGCUAAAGCGACUGCUGUUGAUGCUAUGACCUGGAGCUUGGUGUCAGCGUCACGCUGCAUCUGGACCAGCCGUGCAUGAAACUCAUAACAUUGUGUCAAGUGGUUACAGAUAGAAGAAACGGACAAGUAAACCCAUUUGACGGAACAACUGACUGAAGGGUUUGGAGCGUGUGGGGCUCGGCUGACUAUCCAGACACCACGGUGUGUAGGUAUUUUCUUAUCUGAUCAUGAAUGAUGAGAAAGCAUGGUCAGCGAAUUUCAUUAAUAGCGGAUAGCUAUCCUUAUCAAGUGAGCACAAUAAUGGAAGACUGUACUGCUACGACCUUUGCAAACGUUAGUGCGAAGACAACUGCACUGCGGAUUAGGACRGAUUUGUAUGGCGCCAGCCUGCUAGCUAGCUAUUUGUUCUGUGCAUAGCAUGAUGGGGUCCUUCAGCCGACAGGAGUUCUUCCAUGAGCUUGUGGAGGGCUGCCUUCUGCCCACCACUCAGCAGGGCCUGGAGCAGGUCUGGCAGCUUCUGGUCAUCUGCCUUCUAUGCCGACUUCUCUGGAUUCUGGGCCUCCCAUCCUAUGUGAAACACCUGAGCACUGUGGCAGGAGGGUUCUACACCCUGUACCUGUUCUUUGAGCUCCACAUGGUGUGGGUGGUACUGCUCAGUCUACUGUGCUACCUCAUCCUCUUCCUCUGUCGACACUCCAGUAACCGGGCCACCUUCCUCUCCAUCACCAUCCUCAUCUACCUGCUCAUGGGAGAGCUGCAUAUGAUGGACACCACCACCUGGCACAAAAUGAGAGGUUCCCAGAUGGUGGUUGCCAUGAAGGCCAUCUCUCUAGCCUUUGACCUGGAUCGAGGCGUGGUGGCUAAUGUGCCUUCUCCUGUGGAGUUCAUGGGCUAUAUCUACUUUGUUGGGACUAUCAUAUUUGGGCCCUGGAUCAGCUUUAACAGCUACAGAGAGGCUAUAGAGGGCCGCAAACUGAGUUUCUCCUGGAUAUGGAAAGUGUGUGUCAGCUGGGUGAAGAGCCAGCUGUGUCUGAUCACCUCUAACUGUGUUGCUCCCUACCUCUUCCCUUACUUCAUCCCCAUCUACGGAGACAAGCUGCUACGCAACAAAACAAAACGGAAGAUCAGAGGUUCUGUGGCAAGGUGGCUCCUGGCCUAUGAGAAUGCACUCUCAUUCCACUUCAGCAACUACUUUGUGGGUUACCUGAGUGAGACCACCACCACUCUGGCUGGAGCAGGCUUUACUGAGGAGAAAGACAACCUCAAAUGGGAUAUGACGGUUGCUAGGCCCCUGCAUGUGGAGUUUCCCAGGUCUAUGGUGGAGGUGGCCACCUCAUGGAAUCUGCCCAUGUCCAGAUGGCUCAACACCUAUGUUUUUACCAGUGCUCGCAACCUUGGAACCUUUUCAGCCAUCCUAGUAACAUACACAGCCAGUGCACUUCUACAUGGUCUCAGCUUCCACCUGGGUGCAGUGCUACUGUCUCUCGGGUUCAUCACGUAUAUUGAGCAUGUUUUGCGGAAGAGAUUGGCAGCCAUUUUUAAUGCGUGUAUUCUGUCAAAGAAAUGCCAGCCAAACUGUUCUCACACGAACAAUAAGGUCCUGUGGGUGUACAUCAUUAACGUAGCCUUCAGCACCCUGGCUGUCUUCCACCUGGCAUACCUGGGCUCUCUGUUCAACUCCAGUGUUGACUACAUGGAUGAUGAUGAGGAGAGUGACGUGGCCAACCACACCAUUCAGAAGUGGUCGGAGCUGAGCUGGGCCAGCCACUGGGUGACAUUUGGCUGCUGGGUGCUCUACCGCAUCAUCCUCUAAAUGUGUGUCUGUGUGAGAGUGAGAGAGCGAGCUGGGGAUAGAGACGGUGAGAGAAAUGACUCACCCCUAUGUACAGUAUAUGAACUAUUUUACUCAAGACCAACAUGCAAUGCUCAGGACACCGCCUAAGAGAUUGGGCUAUCUACUUACUGUAACCUGCUGGUGAUAAACUAUUUUUGAUACUCUUCAAAUAAUGCCCCACUCUUCCUUAAUCGCAUAAUUUUGUUUUUAAUCACAUUUUGUUUGAGCUGCUGCAUUUGUCCCUUGUGGAAAGACUGAUCAGUAUCUGCUGUCUGACAUCUCACUGUGAUUCUCAAUCAAUACCCAUCCUGUCAGCAUGGCAGUGGUCAUUCAUUCACUCUUUUAUGGACUGCUAAAAACCCGUUCACUAGUUUUCAGAAGUGAUUCCAGAAUAUGCCAUUUAAGUGUUGUUUUCCUGUUCCUCUAUUAGACUGCUAUAUAUUUUUCUAUUACAACCUAAUUAGUUAUUACAUCUGUAGAGUAUGUAAAACCCAGGUUUGAGAUUAGGAAAGUGUCUUUCUGUUUGUAUGACAGCACAACAAAAAAAUUAUAAGGCAGCAACUUUCCUUUGUGGAUUUUAGUAGAAAUAAUAUAAGUUUUUCAUGUUUUUUUUAUUUAUGGAAAUAAUCAUGUCAAUUGGUGCCAAAUUUUAGCCAGUUUUUCCAUUGUCCUGUUAAUAACUAUGUAACUGUGAUAUAUUUUACAAAUUAUUGUAGUUGUCAAGAAAGAAUACGAAAGUC
Messenger RNA from Salvelinus sp. IW2-2015, 2621 nucleotides. Its product is annotated as protein-serine O-palmitoleoyltransferase porcupine-like. The record is from RefSeq and is a predicted model, not a curated record. Gene Ontology annotation, molecular function: palmitoleoyltransferase activity; Wnt-protein binding. Gene Ontology annotation, cellular component: membrane; endoplasmic reticulum. Gene Ontology annotation, biological process: lipid modification; Wnt protein secretion; protein palmitoylation. NCBI's taxonomy places the organism in Eukaryota, Metazoa, Chordata, Actinopteri, Salmoniformes, Salmonidae.